GAGGCUCGUUUGAGGCUGAGAGGAGGGCCAAAUGGCCCUGAUGACCCGUGGUGAGGGCCAGCAGCAUGAGGGGCGCCUCCCAGUGAUGUAAGGUGCGCGUGCGCCCCGCCACCCCCAGCUACAACGUGUGUAAACAAAAGGCAAGAAGUGUCACCUCCUUCCCACUAGACCCCGUCUUUUCUGCUGUUUCUUGCCCUGCCCCAGUCCACGCUACGGUCAUGCAUGCCAUUGAAGGUUCGGGUAAUGUCCCGGCCUUCCUGACCAAGCUAUGGAGGCUGGUAGAUGACGCCAAGACCAAUGAUUUGAUCAGUUGGACACAGAAUGGCCGGAGCUUUAUCAUCCAAAACCAAGCAAAAUUUGCAAGAGAGUUGCUUCCACAGUAUUAUAAGCAUAACAAUAUGGCAAGUUUUGUUAGACAACUUAAUAUGUAUGGCUUCCACAAAGUGGUGUCUGCUGAUUCUGGAGGAUUACGGGUAGAGAGAGACGAAAUGGAAUUUGCCCAUCAACAUUUUCUUCGUGGCCAGGAAUCCCUAAUAGAGAACAUUAAGAGGAAGCAACAGCGUAGACUUGCAAGCGAUGGCGUCGAUUUUUCCCAGAUACCUACGAGCCGUACUGUGAUAAUAGAAGAGAACAAGAGUGUUAAGAAGCUGUUGAACGAUGUACGGGAUAUGAAGCGCGACCAGGACACAGUGAGCGCCAAACUGUUAACCCUGAAACGUGAAAAUGAGGCGCUCUGGAGAGAAUAUGCUAACAUGAGGCAGAAGUUCUCUAAGCAGCAACAGAUAAUUGAGAAGUUAAUCCACUUCUUACUUGCUAUGGUCAAGAGUCCUUCCAAAACUAUGAUUCCAAAAAGAAAAUUUGGUCACCUGGCUUUGGAAGGGGGUGAAGAAUCGUCCUCGUCAUCUACCAAGCUGAACUCCCUUUCACAGUUUACUCAAGGAAGUCCCAUUGAUGUGAGUUUUUCUCAGAUUGUUGGAGAAUGUGAAGGUGGAACAGUGGGUGGUGCCCAGAUCCAAGAGGUUACAGAUCUGGUAGAUGGUGAGGAUCCACAGAGCUUCACUAAUGUAUUCUUGAAUGAUGAGAACAGUUCAGAAAAUGACACAGUGUUUCCUGAAGCAGACACAAAUGCUGGCAUUCAAGUAUCAGAAUUCAUUAAAGAUAGACUGGAACCAGAGACAAUUCUCACAGUCAAUGGUGAGCCUUUUAAUUUCAUUGAAACCAGCCAGGACCCUCUUGGCACAGCAGCAGUUACCAAGUCUACUACUGCAACGAGUGUGACAAGUCCUGGUGGAACAAAUAUGGCUCAAAAUUUUGAACACCCAAAUUCUAGUCCAUUACUGGAUGAAGCACCUCUCAGUCCUGAACUUUUAAACACUGUGGAUCCAAGUGCUGUGACUCAGUCAUAUGUGUAUGCUCCCAGUGUUACUCCUGUUGUGAACUCCAGCACCAGUAGUGGAGUGAAGACUACCAAAGGACCCAGCACUUCUACUUCAGUGAGCUCCCAAGUGAAUACAGUUGCCCAGAAGGGUAAGAUGAAAUCGAUUAAAUCUGAAAAGGGCACUACUCAGGCUCCCACCAUGAGCGUUGCAGUCCCAGACAAGGGUAUACAAAACAGACAGGAUCUCCAGACUCACAUGGAUGAUAUGCAAAACACUAUUGAUAGUCUGCAAGAUUUUCUCAGCACAGGAAACUUUAAUGUUGAUCCAUCCAUGCUUCUCACGAUGUUUGGGCCUGAUGACUACAUGCCAGAAUUGGACUCCAUGACUUCUGUUACUAGUGGCAAUGAAUUAUCAGUGUAUAAUCCAAGCCUGCUAGACCUAGCAGGAGACAUGGAAGACGACGAUCCAAUGUCCUUCCUCAACAGCGGUCUGACUUCUACUUCUGCUGCAUCUACUGUGGUAUCCUCUUCUACAUCAACCUCUUCCAGCACAUUGCCCUCAAACACCUCUGUGGGGCCCACACCACCCAAACAGCUUAGACUUAGCAUAAAAAAAGAGCAUAACGAUGAUGGCUCAUUGGACACGCCCACGGUUUUAUCUCCUGUUAGUGCCCCUGUAUACAGGGGUAAGAGGCGUACUAAUUAAAAAAUUAUCAUUAUGUAUUUGUUAUGUGAAGCAUAUCUGUGUUUGCCAUUGAAUUGUUAAGCAAACAAGGACAUUGGAUGCGAGUUUGCGAAAACCCCUUCUUGUGACAGUGAUAUUAACUUUGCAUCAUUCUGUAUGCAAGUAGCCUUAACAUGUUUUUUUUUAUAUACGUAUAUAUAUACUGUAUAUAUAUAUAUAUAUA
Messenger RNA from Cherax quadricarinatus, 2286 nucleotides. RefSeq names its product Heat shock factor (gene Hsf). Gene Ontology annotation, molecular function: sequence-specific DNA binding; DNA-binding transcription factor activity. Gene Ontology annotation, biological process: regulation of DNA-templated transcription. Lineage: Eukaryota; Metazoa; Arthropoda; Malacostraca; Decapoda; Parastacidae. The record is from RefSeq and is a predicted model, not a curated record.